UGAGCAUCUCUGCUAGCCACCACUCAAUUUAGUGUGGCUUUAUGGUUGUGAUUUUUGGAUGCUUAAUAGUUGCAGGCUUCCUCUCUAAGAAUGAAUGGUCACCAGGGCAGUGAUGGUGACAGGUUAUUACAGCCAGAGCUCAGCUGCCUAGGAGAUGAGACCUUAGCUGCCACUCGAGAGAAAGAAAGCAGCAGUUUGGUGUCCUCUGGACUUCAUGUUCUCACUUAUCCCCUAGCUACCAGGAAUGAAGACUUUGCACUUGGCUAUGCCCCUCAGCCAGCAAGCCUUCAGUACCCUCACAUAAUGCCACUCCCUGAAGACAGCAAAGGCUCCUGCUUCCAGAGUGGAAGCAAGCGGAACCAUGAGCCCUUCAUCGUUUCAGAGAGAUUUGGAAACAGCGGCAUAGGCUUUGGAGGUAGCUCUCACUCCCAAGCCCCAGAGAAAGUGACACUUCUUGUAGAUGGCACACGUUUUGUGGUAAACCCUCAGAUUUUCACUGCUCAUCCGGAUACCAUGUUGGGAAGGAUGUUUGGACCAGGAAGAGAAUACAACUUCACAAGGCCCAAUGAUAAGGGGGAGUAUGAGAUUGCGGAAGGGAUCAGUGCCACUGUGUUCCGCACAGUGCUGGAUUAUUACAAAACUGGUAUCAUCAACUGUCCUGAUGGCAUCUCUAUCCCAGAUCUGAGAGACACUUGUGACUAUCUCUGUAUUAACUUUGACUUCAACACUAUCCGAUGUCAAGAUCUGAGUGCUCUACUCCAUGAGCUGUCCAACGAUGGUGCCCACAAGCAGUUUGAUCACUACCUCGAGGAACUGAUUCUUCCCAUCAUGGUGGGCUGUGCCAAGAAAGGGGAGCGAGAGUGUCACAUUGUCGUGCUGACAGACGAGGACUCUGUGGACUGGGAUGAAGACCACCCCCCACCCAUGGGGGAAGAGUAUUCCCAAAUACUGUACAGCUCCAAGCUCUACAGAUUCUUCAAAUACAUCGAGAAUCGGGAUGUUGCUAAAACAGUGUUGAAGGAACGGGGCCUGAAGAACAUUCGCAUUGGAAUUGAAGGCUACCCUACCUGCAAAGAAAAGAUUAAGAGGAGACCUGGUGGGAGGUCUGAAGUUAUCUACAAUUAUGUACAGCGCCCCUUUAUCCAGAUGUCAUGGGAAAAGGAAGAAGGAAAAAGUCGCCAUGUGGAUUUCCAGUGUGUUCGCAGCAAGUCCCUCACUAAUUUGGUGGCUGCUGGAGAGGACAUCUUGGAAGACCAGGAGAUAAUAAUGCACCACCCACCUCAAGUGGAUGAACUUGACCGGUUAAAUGCUCCACUCUCUCAGAUGGCUCCUAAUGACUUUCAAGAUUAGGGACAAUCGGGCCUGCCCCUCCCUUGCCAGAGCUCUUCUCUUUGUGGGUACCCUCAACCUGUCCUGUGUUUCCUCACCCUAAGGAGAUGCUUCCUCCCAUCUAUUUCUGUCCCCUCUCAGUUGUUAUUAUAAUACUCUUUUCUGAGUCUGCCUCUGGCUGGGUAAAGAAACUCUGUGGUAAUUAGGUGUCCAGCCUAGUCAGCUCUGGUAAACAAACAUUUUGGGUGUGGUGCUGUUGGUUGGGUCUUGUACAACUACAGGAGAGUUGGUUGACUCCUGUCACCCCAUGGGACACAGUAGUCACAUUCUUUACACCCAGUGGGUGGGUUUUGCAUCAGACAAAUUGCUUAAUAGCAAAAGGACCAAAUGUCAAAGGAGACCUUGUGUGUGCUGGCACAGGUAUGCCCUGCUGAGGUGUGCCAGGGUGGGUGAAAGGCACAUCCAGGGUGACAUCAGGAUAGAAAGUUUGAAAGGCAUCCCCAAGAGCUCAGACUCAGCUCUGCUUUGUAUUAACACAGAACAGACACCUGAGACAAGAUCUGCAGCAGGAAGAGUGUGACCCUGCAAUGUUAGUGCAGCAGCCUUUGGCCUCAGGGAUUCAAAGCCCAAACUGAUGCUUCAUUUGGAAGUAAAACUUGGAAAUAGGUGGCAGAAUGGCUCCAGAUCAGGCCAGUGGGACCUACCCCCCAGGGACAGUGUGGUGUGGCAGGAGACUUGGUACCUUGAAGGUAAAAAGAUUUGCUUGGUAUCUUCCUGUGAGCUCCAGGGAGGAGGGUUGUGGUGAAUGGACAGGAAUCCUCACCUACCUGUGCAGACACUGCCCGAGAGUUCUCAACACCAAUACAUUCGUGUUUUUGUUUUUCUGUGUGUGGUUUUUUUUUUUUUUUUUCUUUUUUUAAUAGCCCAUUAGCUGCUGAAACAUGGUCAGGUCCAGGCCUUGUCAUUUGGUUUGAUCUGUUCACUCUUCCAUGUGUGGUAGAUGGCAGUCCAGGUCCUCAGUACCUUCCUCUGACAUUUCCAUGACUGUUUGCAUAGUCAAGAGCCAAACAGUGUCUGGGAUUACCUUAUUUCCUGGUAGAGUUGACGUUGAAUUGGUCCUCCACCCUCGACCUUUUCCCAUCGUAGGUGGUGCAUGUAAGCUGUUUUCUUCAAGUUCCGUAAAGAACAUGGUUGGUUUUUUGAAUUCUGCUCCCAUUGGGUACUGUUUAGAAUACUACUUGAUGGCAGUGACAUCAGGUUUGGGAAGAAAAGGGCUCUUCUUAGGAAGAAGGGUGUUUUCUGUGUCACGGCAGCAUCACUGUGGGUGAUCUACCUUGCUCAGAAAAGAACUGAAGUGUAACUAAGCAACCCUGGUUUUUGUGGCGAUUGUUGGUGUCUUGGUGAGGUGAAGGCCAACAUCCAGAAGUUACUUCUGGGAGUUUACUGGCUCACUUCUGAGGUCAGGUUUGGCCCUGAUUUUGUUGGUGCUAUGUCUGCCCACUAGCGGCUGAGCAGCCCAGGCCCUGGUUCAGUGGUGCUUUCCCUGUGCUGACCCAUCGGUGGCCACUGCAGUGUGAUUGUGUCUGUGUGUGUAGUGUUGUGUCUGUGUGUGUAGUGUUGAGGUGCGAGCAGUCAUUUCUUUGUCCUUUGGAGUUGGUUCACUGCCUUUUAUGAACUAGGUCUUACCCCACGCUUUUACCUUGCAGUGGCUCCAGCCCAUGGAGUUUGAGUAGGAGGCAGUAAAGGCUCAUGGGUGGCAUUGGAUGGUGGGAACUGAAGGCAGGCCUGGGACACAGGCUGGCCGUGUGGAGAGGAGGCUUCUGUACUCUCAGCCCACCCUUACCUACAUUUCAGUCUUGAGCCCCACUGAAGGCUUGCCUGAUGUUCCCAGAGUGGGCACAUUAUUUAAUGCUCCUUGCAGGGUCAAUGACUGGGUUCUAGUCAUCUUUGGAGUUGGUUCCUGGCUGUAUGAGGAAGAGGACUUCUCUAAUAAAGAAUGGAUUUGGAGCUUACGCAUCUUUUGUAAGUGCCUGAAUAAGUAAGUCGGGCUGUGUGUCCAGACAGUCUCAUGAAAAAUGACUUUACUCAGAGUAAAGCAGGAUAGAAGAUAACCUGAACCUGAGGCUUGACUGUUCAGCAUGUCCUUGUAUCCUGUGUAGUGGAUGGAAACACCUGCCGGUAAGGAGGUGCAGAAUAGGGACACAGUAUUAGAAUGUCAGAAAUUAGAUGGCUCUCCAUGGGGAGAUGGGGGUGGGUACAGUGCUGUAUUACUGUACCCAGCACCUCAGGAGAGUGAACAGGCCUGAGAAAUGCUGUGGGAACAGCACAGAGGGCGUGUCUUAGGGAGAAUGAAAAUGCUCAGAGCACAGCCUUCAGCUUACAGUGUGAUUCCCUUUGCUUUAAGUCAGGAGUUUUAGCGCUGCACUCGCUAUCACUUGCUGCCCUCUGUAGUUUGAGGUGGGUGCAGGGAGCACAGCAGGGCCGCCUCUUCCCAGGAGGCAGAGCCACUUUUGUGUCUGCAUGGGAUCACUUCUGGAAAAUUACAUUUUCUCCUAAAGGCAAAAUGCUUAUAGAUUUUGCCUCUUAACUUUGUAUUUACUUUUGAAGUUGCACUUGUUCACCUACUAGUGUUUACGGAAUCCUGUAUAUGGGAUGCUUUUUCUAUAAUAAAGUAUUUUUAUUUGUG
Molecule: messenger RNA, 4015 nt
Organism: Phodopus roborovskii (desert hamster)
Lineage: Eukaryota; Metazoa; Chordata; Mammalia; Rodentia; Cricetidae
Gene: Kctd20
Product: potassium channel tetramerization domain containing 20
Exons: 8
Coding region: 91-1350 (419 amino acids)
Biological process (GO): positive regulation of phosphorylation
Cellular component (GO): cytoplasm
Molecular function (GO): protein binding
Source: RefSeq, a predicted model, not a curated record